AUGCUGCAGUCUGAAUGGUGCGCUAAACAGGUUCACGCCCUUAACUCAACACGUGACGAAAGUACGGAGCCCUCCUCCGUGCGGAGCGGUGGCGGCAGCGGCGACGGUGGCGGUGGUGACAACAACAACAAUCCCCCUAUAAAUUGGAAUACCUCUGACGAGGAAGGUAUUCACUGGUGAAGACGACAAAAAUUCCGCUAUAAAUUGGAAUUCAUCUGACAAGGAGAGUAUCCACCGAAACCGCACCUCUCAGACAAGUCAUGCCAGGACAUCAAUAUGUUGAUCCUCGUCUCCGUGAGACACCGGGUCUCACCUUCCCCAUUCUUAAUGGACAGAAAUAUGUCUGCGAUGAGAGCCGCUGCGUACGGCUUCCGACAAAAUAUGAGAGUACGUUUGUGUGUCUACGCCACACUUUGCAUACUUUAUUCUGUAUUGAUAUCGUGAGGAUUGACAGAAGCAGUGAUAGGGGUGGGUAAAUUAGCUCCCUGCAUGAAUGUGCUUGUGUUGACAAAAUAAACUACCUGCGCAUGUUUUCUUUCCAUUUACAGUGUACAUGGCCAAGGAGAGAGCGGCCUCCAAGUCUGGACGCAUCCGACGAACAAAUUGGGAGGAGGAAGUGUAA
Molecule: messenger RNA, 622 nt
Organism: Spirometra erinaceieuropaei
Lineage: Eukaryota; Metazoa; Platyhelminthes; Cestoda; Diphyllobothriidea; Diphyllobothriidae
Source: the annotation of a GenBank genome assembly